Engraulis encrasicolus (European anchovy) is the source of this 2370-nucleotide messenger RNA. It is a transcript of the gene antxr2b, whose product is annotated as ANTXR cell adhesion molecule 2b. The record is from RefSeq and is a predicted model, not a curated record. NCBI's taxonomy places the organism in Eukaryota, Metazoa, Chordata, Actinopteri, Clupeiformes, Engraulidae. The transcript has 17 exons. Gene Ontology annotation, cellular component: cell surface; plasma membrane. Bases 269 to 1759 code for a protein of 496 amino acids. Gene Ontology annotation, molecular function: transmembrane signaling receptor activity.
UAUUAUAGCCUUGGGAUAGGUCUUACACUGUGUUCGCCCUGAACAAUGUUUUGGAGUGGUAUUCAGUCUUACUAAAAGACUUUGUUAUGUAGAGUAUCGUAUGAAACAAGUCCUGGACGUAGGCGCGAAUAUGAAUGGAACGUUUGUUUUUGCGCGUGUAUUUUUGCAGGUGGCUGUAGACGUUCUGUGAUCGCGCGUGGUCUGUUGGAUUGAAUAGACUGACAUUUUCAAAAGGAAGAAAAGAAAACUUCGUCUAAUAUAGACUAGUAUGAGAACAAGCAAGUUGUUCAUUGCAGUUUGGACUCAUUUCACGUUGCUGCAUUUGUGUACAGAUGUCUUCAACAAUUUCUGUAACGGCGAGGUGGAGGAGGAUGACGCCUCUUGCGAAGGCGCGUUUGAUCUCUACUUUGUAUUGGAUAGGUCUGGGAGCGUAGGACGCGACUGGGCUGAGAUCUAUGGCUUUGUGGAGCAGCUCACCAACCGCUUUGUAAGCCCCAGAAUGAGGGUGUCUUUCAUAGUAUUCUCCUCCAACGCUGAAGUUCUGUUACCCCUCACAGGAGACAGAGACAAGAUUGCGAAAGGCCUGGAUGUCCUGAGUGGAGUCGUGCCGGCUGGAGACACCUACAUGCACGAGGGGAUGAAGAAGGCUCUGGAGCAGAUGAAGGAACAGACCACCAAGGCAUCCAGUAUCAUCAUUGCACUGACGGAUGGAAAGCUGGCCAUCUACCCCUACGAGCUGACAGUGGAGCAGGCAAAUGCUGCCAGGUCGUAUGGUGCCAGGGUGUACUGCGUUGGCGUGAAGGACUUUGAUGCCAAUCAGCUUGUGGACAUUGCUGAUAGCAGGGAUCAGGUGUUUCCCGUGCUAGAAGGCUUUCAGGCCCUGAAGAGCAUUGUUAAUUCGAUUCUCAAGAAGUCUUGUACUGAGCUCUACAGGGUGGAGCCUACUAGUGUUUGUGUGAAUGAGUCUUUCAGCAUCGUCCUCAGGGGGAAUGGUUUCGCUCGGGGUCGCACUGCGGAGGGCGUGGUCUGCACCCUGACUGUCAAUCAACGCACUUACAAUGAGAGGCCGACUACAGUGCAGGACAAUUACGUCCUGUGUCCAGCCCCAGUGCUGCAGGAGGUCGGAGAAUCCAUCGAGGUCCUGAUCAGCUUCAACAGGGGACAGUCUUACAUCUCGAGUCCAGUGACCAUAUACGCCACCACCUGUUCCAAUGGCCUGGUGGUUCUAAUGGUGGUCCUGGCUCUGCUCCUGCUGUUGGCCCUGGCUCUCCUCUGGUGGUUCUGGCCUCUCUGUUGCACUAUUGUCAUCAAGGACCCUCCUCCUCCUGUUCCUCCACCUCCCAGGCAUCCACCGCCCCCCGAGCCAGAGGACGAUGAUCCUCUUCCCAAGAAGAAGUGGCCCACCGUGGAUGCUUCUUACUAUGGAGGCAGAGGGGCAGGGGGAAUCUACCGCAUGGAGGUGCGCUGGGGAGACAAAGGGUCAACAGAGGAGGGGGCGCGAUUAGAAAAGGCCAAGAACGCCGUUGUGACGAUGCCAGAGGAGGUGGAGGAACCCAUUAUCAGGAGACCCCCUCGCAGGCCGCCCCCCACAUACAUACCCCAGACCCAGCCACAGUCCAAAUGGUACACUCCCAUAAAGGGGCGUUUUGAUGCAGUCGUGGCACUGUUACGACGGCAGUACCAUCGGGUGGCUCUGAUGAGACCAACAGGAGACGAUCAGGGCCGUUGCAUCAAAUUCACCAGAGUGCAGAGCCAGUGAACUCCAAGUCACGGCGCGUUCUGCAUCCAUUUGCCUGGAUCUCAGCAAGACAUUGAACAAAUCAUAUUGUGCCUUCCUGUGCAAAAUAUAACCACAUUUAGUGCAUGUACCUCUAUACCAAAGUUAAUUACUGCAAAUGUUGAUCUUGAAAGAACUGAUACACAGUGAGAGUGAAAAAAAUCCUGUGUAGCCUAAUCAUCAUGACACAACACCAGUUUUCAGUUUUUUAAUAUUUUGUUUUAUUUGUCUGCUUAGUAUGUGUUACAAUUGCAUACUGAUAAUGCCAUUAUUAGGUCUACAUUGUAAAUAUUUUUGUACAGUACUCCUUCGUAAAAGAAAAAAAAAGUCUGGCUCUUAAACUGACCCCCAAGACAGGACCAAUUUGUCAAGAAAUUAAACCAAAUAGGCCAGGACCUAUGUGUUGAAUGGACUUCUCUUCAUGAAACCAUUCCCAGUGAAUAGGCCUACCCUGGAACUUUGCUGUGUGUGGACAAUGACUGAUAAUCAAUUGAGGGCUCAGAGUUGCCUAAGUUGCUGGUUUGCUUUUGAUGUGCCUUUGUUUUAUUUAUUGUCUAUUUUUGCAUUUUUAAAUAAAAAUGUGCUGAAACAUA